AUAACUAAAACCGCCUUAUAUUAGAGGACAGAGGAAGUAUAAACGACGGCAGUAUACUGGAAUAGAGUUAUACAGGCGAAAAACACCCAAUGAAAGCCCACACUAGAAACAACCUAAGUUGCAUUUAAAAUUUAGGGCGUGUUUGUUUGAUGCCUGUCAGAUAGCUUUCCAUCUAGUCAAGAAUCUGAACCUAGGCCAUCAAAAUCCUACGUCUGAGAAUCAUUGCGCAGGUUUUCAGUCUUUGAAGCAAACAACCCCUUGCUGUUUUUGUCUAAAUUAGGGUAAUUUUAGACGAUGCAGGUACUUCUACGUAUCAGCAUGCAUUUAUGCAAAAAGCGGGCAAUAAUUUUUUAAUAAAUGGGAGACUAAUAAUAGUGUCCUGUACCUACUCCCUCCAGCAUUGCUUCUUACACAACAAAAAGGAAAAUGACAACGAAAUAUUGUGCUCAUGCAAGAUCUUCGGAUGGGAAUGUGUGGGUGACAGUAUCCCAGUUAAACCAACCAUUCCAUAUUUGCAUGUAGCUUCCUUUCACACAUUCCAUUUUGUGGAUCUGAUCUUCUCUUGUUCCAAACUUUUGCUUCUGCGUUGCAUCUUCUGUGUCACUGAAAAUUUCAAAACAAAGAGAAGGCUUGAAAACUGAGCCGAUCGAGUAUUGUGGGGGCUCAAGAGAUUGAUUGAUCUGGGGGAAAGGAAAAAAGAUAAAGAAAUACUUGGCUAUCGCUGGCCAUGUAAAUUGAAUGCUUCUUCCAAAAUGUGGAACAGUCAGCGAAGAUAGAUCACAAAAAAAUUCUCUUGACACCAAACAAUGGCCCAUCAGCAAGAAGACCAAAAUCAUGGACAAGUGAGCACCAGUCCUUCUGUUACCCCUGCCGCCGAUAACGGAACACCAGCAGAUAAGCUUGAGAAGAAGAAAUCGAGCUCCUCGUCUUCCAAGUCAUCAGAAAACUUAGACGAGGAUGAUUUCUUUCAGAUAGAGGGUCCAAUACUAGGCAGCACAUUAUCAUUUGCUGAUAAUGCAGCAAUCUCAGAUAUUAGAAAACAGAGCAGUUCGUCUUCGCAUCAUGCCCCCACUGACCCAAAGCAGUCACCACCAGUCCAGGCCAUGUCUAGGGCACCGGAUGAGUGUCCAGACCCCAAAAGGAUCCCGUCAUCUGUUUUCCGGAGGUCAAAAUCGAAAUCACCAACAGACUGGAGUGUGACAUCAAAUGAAUCUCUCUUUAGCAUCAAUGUUGGGAAUGCGAGCUUCUCGAAGGAUCAUUUCUUCUUGUAUGGCAAAUCAGGUGAACUAGGCAACCCUAAUGACCCAUUGGCGCCACUGCCGCCGUUGCCAAGGCUGAGCACUAGCUCUAGCCCAAUGAAAAGUGAGGUGGCAACUGUACAGGACGGUGCUAAAGUGAAGCCUGCUACCAGGGUUGGGGGCGAUGGUGAUGACAAUAAUGAGUAUAACAACAGCUUGUCACACCGGUCUGAUGCUAGCACAACAAGCUUCGCGUUCCCAAUAUUGGCAGGUGAAGUGAGGUCUAGUGAAUCCCUGAAAGGCGAUGCUCCUGAGCUUGCCCGGCAAAGCACAUCGCAGCUAUCACAGCAGGCAGAGCCUCUUGUUGAGCAGGAAGCACCGAAAGUUGAAGACAAGGCACUGGAAGCUGAGCAAGCCCCGGCCCUGGCCACAGCACCAGAACAAACACCGGCACCAGCACCAGAAUCAACACCACAACCACCAGCCGCGACAAAAUGGUUUCCUUGCUGUUCUUGUUGUUGCUGAGGAUGCAGUUCCCUCUCCAUGGGAUUUGUUGAGUUUCUGAAGUGGCAGAAGGCUGGAUGCAGCAACAGGCUAAAGUCAACCAUCUAUGGGAGACUUUCUAGUAACUGGGUUGGUUCUGAUCAGCAAACUAUGUUAAUGGAAACAACGGUCAACCAAAUUACUUGCUCUGAGUUGUGUAGAUUACAACAAUAGUAUAUGUAUACACUAGUAAUCUUAUUUUGUAAAAAUGUGACAGUAGCUACUAGCAAGACAGAAUAUGGUGCUUUACACUUUA
Messenger RNA from Sorghum bicolor (sorghum), 2037 nucleotides. RefSeq lists its product as uncharacterized. Lineage: Eukaryota; Viridiplantae; Streptophyta; Magnoliopsida; Poales; Poaceae. The coding region runs from base 807 to 1763 and encodes 318 amino acids. The transcript is spliced from 4 exons. The record is from RefSeq and is a predicted model, not a curated record.